This is a messenger RNA of Eubalaena glacialis (North Atlantic right whale), 3578 nucleotides long. RefSeq names its product glycoprotein alpha-galactosyltransferase 1 (inactive) (gene GGTA1). The coding region runs from base 94 to 1725 and encodes 543 amino acids. Gene Ontology annotation, cellular component: vesicle; membrane; Golgi apparatus. Gene Ontology annotation, molecular function: hexosyltransferase activity. NCBI's taxonomy places the organism in Eukaryota, Metazoa, Chordata, Mammalia, Artiodactyla, Balaenidae. Gene Ontology annotation, biological process: carbohydrate metabolic process. The transcript has 8 exons. The record is from RefSeq and is a predicted model, not a curated record.
CAAGCCCGGGAAGGCAAAGAGGCCCAGCCACCGUCACCAGGGAUUUUCUUUUCUUUUUUUGCUGGUUUCAGGCUUUUUUCUGCCUGAGUGAAAAUGAAACAAACACCCCCUGCGCCUCCCCGCCACCAGACACACACGCACACCGGCAGUCGCGCACUUGCGCGCCCGGCCUCCCAGCCGCGGUGUCCGGGGCGGGACCCUCUCUGCACAAACAGCCGCGGGCCGGGCCGAGCGGGGAGCGCGCCGCCCGCUGCCCAGCGCCCACCCGCUUCCUCGCGCCCCUGCCCGCCGCGCGCUGCCCGCCGCCCCGGAGGAGCGCCCGGCGGCCGGCCGGCCCGAGCGCAGGCGGCACACCCCGCCCCGGCACGCCCAGCCGGGCUCGGGCAGAGGCAGCGCGCCGACUGUUCGGGCAGCCGAGGACGACGCCGGGGCCGGGAGCCGAGGCGCAGGCCAGCCCCGAGCGCGCCCAGCUUCUGCGGAUCAGGAGUUGGAACGGAGCACCUUCCCUUCCUCCCAGCCCGGCCUCCUUCUGCAGAACGGAGCUCAAUAGAACUUCGUUGUUUUGCCUUUUACUCUGGGGGGAGAGAAGCAGACGAUGAGGAGAAAAUAAUGAAUGUCAAAGGAAAAGUGAUACUGUCAAUGCUGGUUGUCUCAACUGUAAUUGUUGUGUUUUGGGAAUAUAUCAACAGCCCAGAAGCCUCUUUGUUCUGGAUAAACCAGUCAAAAAACCCAGAAGUUGGUGACAGCAGCAUUCAGAAGGGCUGGUGGUUUCCGAGCUGGUUUAACAAUGGGACCCACAGUUACCACGAAGAAGAAGAAGACAUAGACAAAGCAAAGGAGCAAAGAAAGGAGGACGAAGAAGAGCUUCAGCUAUCGGACUGGUUUAAUCCACAUAAACGCCCAGAGGUUGUGACCAUGACCGGAUGGAAGGCGCCGGUGGUGUGGGAAGGCACCUACAACAGAGCUAUCCUAGAAAAUUAUUAUGCCAAACAGAAAAUUACCGUGGGCUUGACGGUUUUUGCUGUCGGAAGAUACAUUGAGCAUUACUUGGAGGAGUUCUUAACAUCUGCUAAUAAGUACUUCAUGGUUGGCCACAGAGUCAUAUUUUACAUCAUGGUGGAUGAUAUCUCCAGGAUGCCUUUGAUAGAGCUGGGUCCUCUGCGUUCCUUCAAAGUGUUUGAGAUCAGGCCUGAGAAGAGGUGGCAGGACAUCAGCAUGAUGCGCAUGAAGACCAUCGGGGAGCACAUUGUGGCCCACAUCCAGCAUGAGGUCGACUUCCUCUUCUGCAUGGACGUGGACCAGGUCUUCCAAGACACCUUUGGGCUGGAGACCCUGGGCCAGUCGGUGGCUCAGCUACAGGCCUGGUGGUACAAGGCAGAUCCUGACGAGUUCACCUACGAGAGGCGGAAAGAGUCCGCAGCAUACAUUCCGUUUGGCCAGGGGGAUUUUUAUUACCAUGCGGCCAUUUUUGGGGGAACACCCACUCAGGUCCUAAACAUCACCCAGGAGUGCUUCAAGGGAAUCCUCCAGGACAAGAAAAAUGACAUAGAAGCCGAGUGGCAUGAUGAAAGCCAUCUAAACAAGUAUUUCCUUCUCAACAAACCCACUAAAAUCUUAUCCCCAGAAUACUGCUGGGAUUAUCAUAUAGGCCUGCCUUCAGAUAUUAAGCUUGUCAAGAUAUCUUGGCAGACAAAAGAAUAUAAUUUGGUUAGAAAUAACGUCUGACUUUAAAUUGUGCCGGUAGGUUUCUGAAUUUGAGAGAGUAUUAUUCUGGCUACUUCAGAAAAGUAACACUUAAUUUUAACUUAAAAAAAAAUACUAACAAAACACCAACACAGCAAGUACAUAUUAUUCCUCCUUGCAACUUCAAGCCUUGUAAUAUGGGAGAAUGAAUCUAUGGCAAUCAGAUGUAAAUUCCUAGUGAUUUCUUAUCUAUUCUGGGUUGGGGGGAUACACUAUCAGCUAAACCAAAAAAAGAAAAGAAAAUUGUCAUGGGCAAAGAGAAAGCCAGAAACACUCUACAUGCGUCAGUUGACCUACCAUAGAAAAGUAUGCAUAGGGAAGUGUUUGGCAACAAGAUACAAUUGUGAGCGGUUGUCCUCUUGAUUUCAGUGUCUUCCUGUCUCUGCUGAGUCUAAAGCAACAGAGUUGCUUUGCAAACAGGAGAACUCUUAGUAGGACACAGUUAACCUUGGCAACCCUCAAGUGGUUUCAACAGCAGAGUACUUCAGGCCAUUUGUAGUCCACGUCCUUUUCUUAUCAGGACGUUGUUUGGCUUCCGUGCAAAGACUGGUCAAGACUCCCAGUGGAUAUCACAGUGACGAAUGUUGGGAGUCACAGGGAAUCUGAUGAGCCAGUGGGUGCUCAGCAUGAAAUGAAAACAAAGCCUCAAAGUAAGUUUGCUAUGAAAUAGCAAAGAGAGAGUAGAAAGACUGGGGACUGAUCACUGUGGGGGCAAUGCCACCUCUAAGGGGAACAGGGCGUGGGGUUGGCACAUAAAUACAGCAGCAUGGAUCCAGGCGCUGAAUGGGAGGCAAUGUGGGUGGUCUCCAGUCUCCUCAACCGUUAUGACACCAAGAGAAGUGUUGUCUUAGAAGAUGCUUCUUGUUUUGGCCAAGUCAUAUUCGGUCCACCAUGCUCUGGAACUUGAGUCUUCAAAUCCUUGGCCAGAGGAAGUGGGUGGUGUCAGAGUAGACAAAGACCUGCAGGGGAUUGAAGAGGCUUGCAAGGGGUUACGUUUCCCAGACCUGGGCUUCAUGACAGUCAGUCAUCAGCAAAUCCUGCCACCACCUGCUCUAACCCUCAGCCCAUCAUGCCCCAACUUGGAGGGCUGACAUCAAGGAACCUCUUGUUUUCCCCUGCCCCAUCUGCACUACUGAAGCGUAACAACCAGAUGUGUAUAAUAAAACAGUUCAUUGAUUUUAUAUCAAAAGUAGAGGGGAUGGCAAUGGGAGACCCAGUCUUCGUGACUGAACAGCUUAACAUUCAAUUCCUUUCUCUAAGAGAAGCUAUGAAAUCUUACAUAUUAUUUAAAGUUAAGCAAUUCAAUGUAAAGGAAGUUAGGAGGCAACAUUUACAUAUGCAGGCACGUUUAUAUUUUGCUUGUGUUCCAGUUUAGGUCACUGGUUUCCAUUUUCAAGCAAUUUACUUGAAGAGCCAUUGCACUGGCUUGAUGUUCAGCACCAUGGGCUUCUUUGAUAAAAUCAAACCUCCAUUUUCGCUACUGUUUCACUGUGCCUCCUAGUCUUCAAUUCUUGCCAAGAAUUUUCACAACCCAGCAAAACAAAACAAAACCAUCAAAAAUCCUGAAGAAGUGCCCUUGUAAAAGAAAAAGGAGAUUGCAGGUCAGUUAGGACUCUUGCUUCUCUAUAACUCAAGUUUUCUGGGAUCCAUUCUGGAGUAGGGAGAGUUCAUGGUUUAAUUCCCAAAGCAAAGAAAUGAUCUAUCCUCAAAGAUUAAAGGACUGAUGUUUCCUUUUGAAGGAAUCUUGAUUUUUUUUAAUUCACUUAAAGUUAAAUUCCAAAUGGACAAACUCAAGAUGUUAUUAAUAGUUCGGUAUUAAAAUAAAUAAAUAAAAU